Molecule: messenger RNA, 1127 nt
Organism: Pogoniulus pusillus (Red-fronted tinkerbird)
Lineage: Eukaryota; Metazoa; Chordata; Aves; Piciformes; Lybiidae
Gene: BEAN1
Product: brain expressed associated with NEDD4 1
Exons: 6
Coding region: 93-1037 (314 amino acids)
Source: RefSeq, a predicted model, not a curated record
GGAGGCGGCGGGGCGCGUCUGUCGGCGGCGGCUGCUGCUGUGCCCGCCUCGCCGCCCGCUGUCCGCCGCCAGCCGCCGGGAAGCCGCGGCGCAUGGAGAUAACGGCCGCGCCUGUGUGCUGGGUUCUUUUCAUCUAUCUUCCUCUCAUCUCUGGAAGCUCCAUCCAUAUUGGACUAGGCAGCAAUUAUUCCAAUCUCUCUGAGCAGAGCAUCCUGCCAUGUAAGAAAGAGGAGCUGCAGUGCGGCGCCGGACUCUGCCUGCUGAACUGGCUGCGCUGUCGCUACAGGAAGGACUGUGGCAGAGACUACAUGUCCAUCAAACUGACAUGCUCAAAAGUUCACUUGAACCAGAGCAGCCCAAGCAGUGAGUUCCCCAGCUAUGGUGACAAUGGAAACGAUACCAGUUUACUUGUUUCACCUCUCCUGGUGGCUGGAGUAGUGAUUGGACUUGUGCUAUUUCUGUCCUGCAUUACAAUCAUCGUGGGCAGCCUGCGAAAGGAUGGCCGCUUAAGACACCCGCACCCCAGGAGAGAUGCUGUUUAUGCUCCAGAUGGCUUCUCCUAUGGUGGCUCUUUUGGAGAGCUGAGAUCCACCUGUAUGGAGGAGUUUCCCCCAGCUUUUGAUUUUGGUUCCUAUCUGGAUACACUUUCUCAGGUCAAUGUCAUGUAUCCUGAUUCACCUCCGUGCUACGAUGAAUGCGUGGGACCAGGAGCCACACAAAUCCAUAUCCCCACAGAUGAUCCCCCUCCAUACUCUCUCACGGACCCGUGCCAAAGAAAUGAAAUACCUCUGAACAGUAGCCUGGAAGAAGCAGCAGCAGCAGCUGGGACUACAGGACAGGCUGCACAUCACGCAGCCAGGCUGCAGGAGCUGCAGCAGCCCAUUUCCUCCAUCUCUGUGUCACCUCUGGCUCUGGAGGCUGCUCCCCGGUACGAGGCCGUGGUGUGUGAACAGAACAUCCCCAUCCCACUUGUGCCAGUGGAAGUACUGAAAAACUCUCCCACUGCCUACCAGACCCUUCUGAACCAAAUCAUGUGAACGUCAGUGGCUCUCUCCUUCAGUUACCCUGAAGAACUCAGACCAACAAACAAACAUUUCCAAGGAAGAAUAAACCCUCUGAAAGCUUUA